UAUUGGCUGUUAACUAGACUACAGUGUGUCGGAAGGUCCAUGCCGAAAGUAAACCCUUCUACUAUAUGUGGGCGGAAGCAUGUCUCAACCUAGCAUUCGCCCUUUAGCGGAAGUUCGUCACGUCGCAGUUGCCUCCGUACAGCGGAUGUGUGUCGCCCCUUAGGUGACACUGGGAAGUGCUUGCAGCCUCUGCCGCUGCUUUCUGGUAGAAGCACUAUGGAGGGAGAGAGGAAGAACAACAGCAAGCGGUGGUAUUUUACUCGAGAACAGUUGGAAAAUAGCCCGUCCCGUCGUUUCGGCCUGGACUCAGAUAAAGAACUUUCUAAUCGCCAGCAGGCGGCCAAUCUGCUUCAGGACAUGGGGCAGCGUCUUAACGUCUCACAAUUGACUAUCAACACUGCUAUAGUAUACAUGCAUCGAUUCUACAUGAUUCAGUCCUUUACCCAGUUUCAUCGAACAUCUGUGGCCCCAGCAGCCUUAUUUUUAGCAGCUAAAGUAGAAGAACAGCCAAAAAAAUUGGAGCACGUCAUCAAAGUAGCACAUACUUGUCUGCAUCCACAAGAAUCACUUCCUGAUACAAGGAGUGAGGCUUACCUACAACAAGUUCAAGAUCUGGUGAUAUUAGAGAGUAUAAUUCUGCAGACUUUAGGUUUUGAGCUAACAAUUGAUCACCCACAUACACAUGUGGUAAAGUGCACUCAACUUGUUCGAGCAAGCAAGGAUUUAGCGCAGACUUCUUACUUCAUGGCAACCAACAGCCUGCAUUUGACCACAUUUAGCCUGCAGUACACACCUCCUGUGGUGGCCUGUGUCUGCAUCCAUCUGGCUUGCAAGUGGUCCAACUGGGAGAUCCCAGUCUCAACUGACGGGAAGCACUGGUGGGAGUAUGUUGACGCCACUGUGACCUUGGAACUUUUAGAUGAACUGACACAUGAAUUUCUACAGAUCUUGGAGAAAACACCCAGUAGGCUCAAACGCAUUCGGAAUUGGAGGGCAUGCCAGGCUGCCAAGAAAACAAAAACAGAUGACCGGGGAGCAGAUGAAAAUACUUCGGAGCAGACAAUUCUCAGUAUGAUUUCUCAGAGUUCUUCAGACACGACGAUUGCAGGUUUAAUGAGCAUGUCAACUUCUACCACAAAUGCGGUGCCUUCCCAUCCAACCACUGAAGACUCAUCCAGCAACUUGAGCAGUGUGGAGAUGUUGCAGGGCGAGCGCUGGCUGCCUUCUCAACCUUUUAAACUGGAAUCUACUCAGGCUCAUCGGACUAGUGAGAAUAUAGCACUUGUAGGAGUUGAUCAUUCCUUACAACAGGAUGGUUCAAAUGCAUUUAUUUCCCAGAAGCAGAGUAGUAAGAGUGUGCCAUCAGCUAAGGUGUCUUUAAAAGAAUACCGUGCAAAGCACGCAGAAGAGUUGGCUGCCCAGAAGAGGCAGUUGGAGAACAUGGAGGCCAAUGUGAAGUCACAGUAUGCGUAUGCUGCCCAAAAUCUCUUGUCUCACCAUGACAGCCAUUCUUCAGUCAUUCUGAAAAUGCCCUUAGAGGGCUCUGAAAACCCUGAGAGGUCUUUUCUGGAAAAGGCUGACAAAACCUCUCUCAAAAUGAGAAUCCCAAUGGCAGGUGGAGAAAAAGCUGUCUCUUCAAAACCAGAGGAGAUCAAGAUGCGUAUUAAAGUCCAUGCUGCUGCUGAGAAGCACAAUUCUGUUGAUGACAGUGUCACAAAGAACCGAGAGCACAAAGAAAAGCACAAGGCUCACCUAUCUAAUCACCAUCAUCAUCACAAUCACCACUCACACAAGCAUUCACACUCACAGCUUCCAGCUGGUAGUGGGAACAAACGUCCAGGUGAUCCAAAACAUAGUAGUCAAACAAGCACCUUACCACACAAAACCUAUAGCAUGUCUAGUUCUUUCUCCUCUUCCAGUUCUGCUCGCAAAAGGGGCCCCCCGGAAGAGACUGGCGGAACAGUGUUUGAUCAUCCAGCAAAGAUUGCCAAGAGUACUAAGUCUUCCUUAAACUUUCCCUUCCCUCCACUUCCUACAAUGACCCAGCUGCCUGGGCAUAGCUCAGACACAAGUGGCCUUCCCUUCUCACAGCCCAGCUGUAAAACUCGAGUUCCUCAUAUGAAACUGGAUAAAGGCCCCACUGGGGCCAAUGGUCACAACACAACCCAGACAAUAGACUAUCAAGAUACUGUGAAUAUGCUUCACUCCCUGCUCAGUGCUCAAGGAGUUCAGCCCACUCAGCCUCCUGCAUUUGAAUUUGUUCAUUCUUACGGUGAAUAUCUGAAUCCACGUGCUGGAGGAAUCUCCUCCAGAUCUGGCAAUACAGACAAACCCCGACCACCACCUCUACCAUCAGAACCUCCCCCACCACUCCCACCCCUUCCGAAGUGAAAAAGGAAAAGAAGAGGAGAAA
Messenger RNA from Chrysochloris asiatica (Cape golden mole), 2413 nucleotides. RefSeq names its product cyclin T1 (gene CCNT1). The coding region runs from base 217 to 2391 and encodes 724 amino acids. Gene Ontology annotation, cellular component: cyclin/CDK positive transcription elongation factor complex; nucleus. Gene Ontology annotation, molecular function: cyclin-dependent protein serine/threonine kinase activator activity. The transcript is spliced from 9 exons. The record is from RefSeq and is a predicted model, not a curated record. NCBI's taxonomy places the organism in Eukaryota, Metazoa, Chordata, Mammalia, Afrosoricida, Chrysochloridae. Gene Ontology annotation, biological process: regulation of transcription by RNA polymerase II; positive regulation of DNA-templated transcription, elongation.